Messenger RNA from Megalobrama amblycephala (Wuchang bream), 4758 nucleotides. RefSeq names its product NACHT, LRR and PYD domains-containing protein 3-like. Bases 104 to 3676 code for a protein of 1190 amino acids. Gene Ontology annotation, molecular function: protein binding. NCBI's taxonomy places the organism in Eukaryota, Metazoa, Chordata, Actinopteri, Cypriniformes, Xenocyprididae. The transcript is spliced from 11 exons. The record is from RefSeq and is a predicted model, not a curated record.
AGAAAACGAAACCAAAAGUUUGCAUUUGUAAGACGCCAUUUCAGAUUGCUGCACAAAAGUCUACAGGUUCUAUCAUAUUUAUUGGAGAGCACCGCUUGUUAAAAUGAGUCUCUCUGAGGAGAGAGAGGAGGGAGAUCCUGUUCAGAACCAGAUAGCAACAUCUCUAGAGCCCAGCUGUGUGUCUAUGAAGAGUGAUGAAUCCAUGCGAAUCCCUGUCACCUUCAGUGAUGGAGAAGUGAUCUUCAACCCCAGGAGAGCACCACUUGUUAAAAUGAGUCUCUCUGAGGAGAGAGAGGAAGGGGGAGAUCCUGUUCAGAACCAGAGAGCAACAUCUCCAGAGCCCAGCUGUGUGUCUAUGAAGAGUGAUGAAUCCAUGCGAAUCCCUGUCACCUUCAGUGAUGGAGAAGUGAUCUUCAACCCCAGGAGAGCACGAGGUGAGGUGACAGAGGAGGGAGUUCAGAACCAGAGAGCAACAUCUUUAGAGCCCAGCUGUGUGUCUAUGAAGAGUAAUGAAUCCAUGAGAAUCCCUGUCACCUUCAGUGAUGGAGAAGUGAUCUUCAACCCCAGAGAUGAUCAGACUGGAGAACUGCAGGAUUCUAACUUACCAAAAGAUGAUGAACUACAGAAAGCCAAAGACCAACACAAAACCAGCAUGAAGAACAAGAAUGAGAGCUUAUUUGAGGGGAUCAAACUACAAGAGAAUCAAACUCUUCUGAACAGGAUCUACACACAGCUGUACAUCAUAGAGGGAGAAAGUGAAAAGGUGAAUGAAGAACAUGAGGUUUUGCAUAUGGAGAAAACUCCCAGAACACAACCCUCACAAGACAUUCCAAUCAGCUGCAAUGACAUCUUUAAACCUUUGGCUGAACCAGGAUGUGAGCAGAAAGACAAAAUAAAGGUUGUUCUUACUAAAGGCAUUGCUGGAAUUGGAAAAACCGUUUCUGUGCAGAAGUUCAUUCUGGACUGGGCUGAGGGAAAAGCCAAUCAGGAUGUAGAUUUCAUGUUUUUGCUUGCAUUUCGGGAGAUAAACUUGAUUAAAGAAGAUCAGUACAGUCUUCACAGACUUCUGGGUGACUUCAAUCCUGAACUUCAAAAUCCUGACUCAAAGAAUUACGAGGAGUGCAAAGUUGUGUUCAUCUUUGAUGGUCUGGAUGAAAGCAGAAUUACACUGAUGUUUUCAGACAGUGAGACAGUUUCUGAUGUAAAUGAGUCUUCAUCAGUGGGUGUGUUGAUGUCAAACCUCAUCAGAGGAGAGCUGCUUCCCUCUGCUCACAUCUGGAUCACCUCCAGACCAGCAGCAGCCAAUCAGAUCCCCUCCAAAUACAUCAACCGUGUGACAGAAAUUCAAGGAUUCAGUGACCCUCAGAAGGAAGAAUAUUUCAGGAAAAAAAUUAGUGAGGAGCAUCAAGCCAGCAGAAUCAUCUCACAUAUUCGAAGAUCAAGAAGCCUCCACAUCAUGUGCCACAUACCCGUCUUCUGCUGGAUCUCAGCCAAUGUGCUUCAAAACCUCCUGAAACUAGAUGACAGUGUAGAAAUCCCUCAAACUCUGACUGAAAUGUACAUCCACUUUCUACUCAUUCAGAUAAACACAAGGAAUCAGAAGUAUGAAGAGAGAGAUCCAAAGAAUCUCUUGCAGUCCAACAGAGAAGUGAUUUUGAAACUUGCUGAACUGGCUUUCAAACAGUUGAUUAAGGGCAAUGUUAUGUUUUACGAGGAGGAUCUAAGCGAGUGUGGCAUAGACAUCACUGAUGCCUCAGUGUAUUCUGGGAUUUGCACUGAGACCUUUAGGGAGGAAUCUGUGAUUCAUCACAGGAAAGUCUACUGCUUCAUACAUCGGAGCUUUCAGGAGUUUCUAGCAGCUUUAUGUGUAUUUUACUCCCAUCUGAUGAAGAAAAUGGAACCAUUGCAGUUCUUUCUGGAUAACAGAUCUGAGAGCUACACAUCUAAGCCAAAGUCUUUGUGUGAGCUUCUAAAAUCAGCAGUUACUAAAACUCUUCAGAGUAAUAAUGGUUACCUGGAUCUUUUUCUGCGGUUCCUGUUGGGCAUCUCACUGGAGUCUAAUCAGAGACUCUUAGAGGAUCUACUGACACUUACAGAAAAAAGCUCAGAGACCAUCAGAGAAAUCACACAGUACAUUAAAGACAAAAUUAAGGAAAGUUAUGGUCUAUUGGCUGACAGAUCCAUCAGUCUGUUCUUCUGUCUUCUUGAAGUAAAUGAUCAGACUCUGUACAGAGAGAUUCAGGAGUUUGUGAAAUCGGGUGAACAUUCAGAGAAUAAACUCUCCCCUGGUCACUGCUCUGCAAUAACCUACAUUCUUCAGAUGUCAGAGGAAGUACUGGAUGAAUUUGAUCUCAAUAAAUACAACACAUCAAAUGUGGGUAGAAGGAGACUAAUACCAGCUGUGGUUAACUGCAGAAAAGCUCUACUUGUUGGAUGUAAUCUAUCCGAUCAGCAUUGUGAAAGUUUGUCUUCAGCACUGCGAUCAUCAAACUCCUGUCUGACAGAGCUGAACCUGAAUAACAAUAACCUGCAGGAUUCAGGAGUGAAGCUACUCUCUGUUGGACUGAAGAGUUCAGACUGUCAACUGAACAUACUGAGAUUGACAGGUUGUAGAUUGACUGGUGAUUGCUGUGAAAGUCUGUCUUCAGCUUUACAGUCAUCGAACUCCCAUCUGAGAGAGCUGGACCUCAGUAACAAUAGCCUGCAGGAUUCAGGAGUGAAGCAGCUGUCUGUUGGACUGAAGAGUUCACAUUGUCAACUGAACAUACUGAGAUUGGUCACCUGUAAUAUCACUGGUCAGUGCUGUGACAGUUUGUCUUCAGCUCUACAAUCAUCAAACUCCCAUCUGAGAGAGCUGGACCUGAGUAACAAUGACCUGCAGGAUUUCAGAGUGAAGCGGCUGUCUGCUGGACUGGAGAGUUCACACUGUCAACUGAACAUACUGAGAUUGUCUGGCUGCAUGGUGACAGAGGAGGGCUGUUGUUAUCUGUCUUCAGCUCUAAAAUCCUCACAUCUGACAGAACUGGAUCUGAGCUACAAUCACCUAGGGGAUUCAGGAGUAAAGCUGCUGUCUGAUAGACUGAACCAUUCAAGCUGCACACUUAAUGUGGAUCAUGGAGGAAAGUUGAGGAUUACAACAGGGCUACACAAAUAUGCCUGUAAUCUCACACUGGAUCCAAACACAGCACACACUCGCCUCAUUUUAUCUGAGAAGAACAGAAAGGCGACAAAUGUGGAAGAGUAUCAAUCAUAUCCUGAUCAUCCAGAGAGAUUUGAUGGGUGUCCUCAGGUUCUUUCUAGAGAGAUUCUGUCUGAACGCUGUUACUGGGAGGCUGAAUGGAGUGGAAAUGCUAUUAUAUCAGUGACAUAUAAAGGAAUCAGAAGGAAAGGAGGAAGUUGUUCCUGUGAAUUUGGAUACAAUAAAAACUCUUGGAGUCUAAUAUGCUUUAAUAACAGAUUUACUGUCUGGCACAAUCUUAUUUCAAUUGACAUAUGUGUUCCUUCACACUCCUGUAGAAGAGUUGGAGUGUAUGUGGAUUUGUCAGCUGGCAUUCUGUCCUUCUACAGUGUCGCUGACACAAACACUCUCACUCAUUUGCACACGUUCAACAACACAUUCACUGAGUCUCUCUAUGCUGGAUUUACAGUUUUUGAUUCUGUGUCUCUGUGUCAGUAAGUAAAAAGAGAACAGCACAGUGUAAGAGUCGCAGCACAGCUCAGCAUGGGGCAUGACAUGCCUCCAAGCUGUCUUAUUCGUUUUGUUAAUAAAUGAAGAGUUCAUUUGCAAAAACGAUAAACGCCACUUUUAAAAAAAAAACAUUAACUGACUGCUGUGUGUCAUUCUUCAAAUAUAGAACAUUCUGAACCCUAAAUACAUUUUGUGAGAAAAGCCGGUAUUUUCCACUGUCAAGGCAUCACGAGUUCAAGUUCUACAGCAGAAACCGACAAGCGGCCUGGUUGUUUGUGUACAGAAACCGAUAAGUCCCUUUUAGCGAAUCAGCGUGCAGUAUUCAGGUCAGGUGACAAGGCUGCUAGUCACUUCAAAAAGACGUGCUAGCUGAGGGGAGUUUCGUCAAAGCUGACUAAAAUUGAUUGUGUAUUUUUAAUUUCAACUCCUGCAAGUCCUUUUACACCAUACACUUCUUACAUGUUGAACCCUUGGUUGUCCUUUUGCAUCUGUCUGAGUGUUUUUGUGUGUCAGUCUUUUGCAGUGUGUGUGUGCGUUUGUGUGUUUGAGUGUGUUUUAAGUGCAAUUACAAAGCAAUUACUUGGUUUGGUCAAACUCUGAAACAUGGUAUUAUUAAAUGUGGUAUUAUCUGCUUUUGUCAAAAAAAACUUUUAAUAUGGAAAAAAAAAUUUAAUGAACCUUAAUCUUGUAAGUUACUUUAGUAUUUUUUGGAGUUAUUAUUACUUAAUCAAAACAACCCAACUGCAGUUUGAUUGAUAUUAUUUGGAAUACACAAUAAAAAAACAUGAUUUGUGAGAAUAAAUACAAAUGGAGUUAUGUUUUUGCAAAUUAACUCUUCAAAUGUUCUCUGUUUAUAAGUUCUAUGUUGUAUGUAUAUAAGCAAGUUUAUAUUUGUUUCUUAUUUAUUUGGUUCCACAGUGUUUGCUGUUUUUCAGUUUUUUAUUUAAACUUUGUGUAAGUUAUUUGUUAUUUUAUAUUAGGCCUAUUGCAAGGUGCAUGCCAUGCUUAUUUGCUUUGUUAAUUAAGCUGUCUUAUUCCUUUUGUUAAUAAAAGUUCUCUGUUUAAUAUAA